Molecule: messenger RNA, 435 nt
Organism: Choloepus didactylus (southern two-toed sloth)
Lineage: Eukaryota; Metazoa; Chordata; Mammalia; Pilosa; Megalonychidae
Product: UPF0428 protein CXorf56 homolog
Exons: 1
Coding region: 1-435 (144 amino acids)
Source: RefSeq, a predicted model, not a curated record
AUGAGGCCCUGGGAUCGGUCCUGUGUGAUUGAUGUUGCCAAACACGCCCACAGGUUUUGUAACACAGAAGACGAGGCGACUGGGUACCUCCGGAGGCCUGAAGGCAUUGAAUGGCAGUGCAAGAAGAAGUGUGCAAAGUGUGAACUGCCACUCUUCCACCAGUCCCAGCCAAAGAAUGCACCUGUGAGCUUCUUUGUGGAUGGAGCAGUAGUCAAGUUUAGCCAAGGUUUUGGGAAAACAAAUAUAUAUACUCAGAAACAAGAGCCUCCUGAGAAGGUGAUGAUGACCAAACAGACUAAAGACAUGGGCAAGUUCAGCUCUGUCACUGUGUCUACCAUUGAUGAAGAGGAAGAAGAAAUUGAGGCUAGAGAAGUUGCUGACUUGUAUGCCCAGAAAGCCAAAGUGAUUGAAAAGCAGCUGGAAUCAAAGGCAUGA